UUAAGAGAACAAUUAAAAACGAAAAGUGAAACGAAAUCGUCGCGCAGUUUAAACGAACAACAGGUUUUCUAAUUAUUUGCCGAUUUUUGAAUACGCGCAAAAACUUAAAAUGAAAUAUUUAGUAAUUUUAGCAUUAUUUUGCACCAUUGUAGCGGCAAAGGCACAAUUGAAUCUUGGUUUGGGUUUGGGUAUUGCGCGAGCGGGCCCACCGCCACCACAGUUUUUCCAAAAUGUCAUUCUUAAUGCAGAAGCGCAAAAAGUUCUUGCCACUCCCGGCCUACCCGCUGAUUUACAACAGCGUGUACAGGACACAUUGAGCAAUUCUGGAUUGGGAUUCGAUAAUUGCAGUACUGUGUCCACAUUGCCUUGGUUGCAAAUGCGUUGCGUCGCCUUACAACUAUCGAAGUCCAAAGCUGAGUUGAAGGCCAUCGAUGACGAAGCAAAAGCGAGAGCUCAGGCGGCCGCAACAGCGGAAGCAAGCGCACCAGCUGCAGCGGAUGUAAAAACUAGUUAAAAUUAAUAUUAGUAACCAUUUUGUUAAAAUAAUGCAAUUACCUUUGCUGUAGUAUUCCAAUUUGUUAAAUUUUUCCCAAAAAUAUUUCGCGACAUUGUAUCUUAUUCACACGAUUUUUACAAAUGAACUAAAUUGUCUAAUACAUGGUGUAUGUUAUGAAAAGAAUAAAAUUUUGAAAUAUUUACUUCCGCUUCCAUUUGAA
This is a messenger RNA of Zeugodacus cucurbitae (melon fly), 716 nucleotides long. RefSeq lists its product as uncharacterized. The record is from RefSeq and is a predicted model, not a curated record. The transcript has 2 exons. Lineage: Eukaryota; Metazoa; Arthropoda; Insecta; Diptera; Tephritidae. Bases 110 to 514 code for a protein of 134 amino acids.